Molecule: messenger RNA, 387 nt
Organism: Dioszegia hungarica
Lineage: Eukaryota; Fungi; Basidiomycota; Tremellomycetes; Tremellales; Bulleribasidiaceae
Product: acyl carrier protein-like protein
Exons: 4
Coding region: 1-387 (128 amino acids)
Biological process (GO): fatty acid biosynthetic process
Cellular component (GO): mitochondrion
Molecular function (GO): acyl carrier activity; acyl binding
Source: RefSeq, a predicted model, not a curated record
AUGUUCCGCGCCGCUCUCCCCGCUCUCCGAUCCGCCCUCCCCUCCGCCCGUCCCUCAGCUUUCGCCGCCGCAGCGCGGUUCCAGCAGCCAAUCGCCGUGCGGACAUAUGCGGCCGCUGCGGGCUUGAGCAGAUCGGAUAUCGAGUCGCGGGUCAUGGAGGUCAUGAAGACUUUUGAGAAGGUCGAUGGGGGAAAGCUCUCCGCAUCCGCAACAUUCACCUCGGACCUCGGGCUCGACUCGCUCGAUGCCGUCGAGGUAGUCAUGGCCAUCGAGGAGGAGUUUGGGAUCGAGAUCCCCGACGCGGAGGCGGACGAGAUUACCACUGUCAAGCAGGCGAUCGACUAUGUUGAGAAGACUCCCGAAGGUGGGUUGUCGCCCUCGUCUUAA